This is a messenger RNA of Meloidogyne enterolobii, 729 nucleotides long. NCBI's taxonomy places the organism in Eukaryota, Metazoa, Nematoda, Chromadorea, Rhabditida, Meloidogynidae. The record is from the annotation of a GenBank genome assembly.
AUGAAUUUAAAAUUUUGCUUAUUUUCAUUUUAUUUUCUGUUUCAAUUUUAUUUGAGCAAGGGAAUUACAUUUGAUGAAGUGAUAAACUCUGUUGAGAUAAAUUCAAUUGAGAAUGAGGAAUUGAAGCAAGAUUUGAAAAAUAAUCUUGAGUAUUUGGAGGGGAAAUUAAACUUUUUUAAAAACAAAAUUAACAAGAAUAAAGCUUUGGGAGAAAAGUUAGAGUCAGCCGCUAAGAAGUUAUGCAAUAAAUUGAAAGUUAUGGUGGUAAAGAGUAAUUGGGAUAAUUUUUCUGUAUUUUUAGACAAUGGAAUAACUAUCUUAAAGAAAAUUUACCAAACAAUGACUAAGGAGUAUAAAGACUAUGAAAAAAAGUAUUAUGUUAAAGCUCUCGCCAUAAUUUCUAACAAUUGGGACAUAUUCUCAAUUAUUUUUGAUUUAUGGCAUCAAAAAAUUCUUUUCUUUUCUCAACCUUCUGUUUCUCAACCUUCUGUUUCUCAAACUUCUACCUCUCAAAAUCAUUCCCAUCACCGCCGUUCAAAACGUGGUUAUAAUUACUAUAAGAAAACAGAAGAGGAACGUGAGAAGGAACAUAAUGAACAGGUAAACAAAUUCAAUCAACAUGUUGAUGAAGCUUACAAUUUUGUUUGUCUUAGUUAUGUGUUUUUGAACAUUAUUAUGUUCGUUGUUGUUUAUUUAUUUGCAACACAAAUAUAUCGACAACUUCAUUAG